Messenger RNA from Cylas formicarius (sweet potato weevil), 1356 nucleotides. Its product is annotated as clotting factor G beta subunit-like. Gene Ontology annotation, molecular function: serine-type endopeptidase activity. Gene Ontology annotation, biological process: proteolysis. The record is from RefSeq and is a predicted model, not a curated record. The transcript has 7 exons. NCBI's taxonomy places the organism in Eukaryota, Metazoa, Arthropoda, Insecta, Coleoptera, Brentidae. The coding region runs from base 112 to 1281 and encodes 389 amino acids.
UGAUCGCCCUGUGAGCGAGGUUAUCAAAGUAAAAGCUGUAGCCGUCUUAUUUCGCGGAAAACCCACGCCGUAACGUUUAAAAACAAAAAUUAGUCGACGAGCGGCGGCAAAAUGUUUGCGUUGUUGUUGUUAACGUCGGUUUUGUUUAGUGGUUUAUCCGCAUUGUCACCAGGGAGCAUCUGCCAUGACAAUGAGAACAACAGAGCAAUGUGCGUCAGGCGGGAUCAGUGUCCAGAGGUGCUCAUGGUGUUAGAAGAUGGCGAGGCACCUCAACCGUGCAAAACCAACGGUACCGAGCCUCUGGUUUGUUGCUAUCAAAUCAGUGCUCGCAACGGCGAUGCCAUAACGUUCGUCGACGUACGGCCGGUAGGAGAAACUGCCAAAACUAAAUGCAGGCAGUAUUCCAAAUACAACGAACGAGUGGUCGUUUCGCCACUGCUGAUGGCCAACGCGGAAGACCUCAUCAAUGACGAAUGCGAGUUCGACAAAGUCGAACUGGUAGUCGGUGGCACCCUGGCCGAACCGAAAGAGUUCCCUCACAUGGCCCAGAUCGGUUACGGCGAAGCCCACGAAGUGUCCUGGGCAUGUGGUGGUUCGUUGAUAAGUGAAAAUUUCGUCCUCACUGCCGGACACUGCCUUUGGAGACGGAACAGAGGAAACGCGAGUUUCGUGCGACUGGGCGUCACCAAUCAGUCCGACACCAGUCAAGUUCAAAUACAGCGUGUGCAAAGAACGUUUAAAUUUCCUCGGUACGUUUUGGUGUCCCAUUACAACGAUGUCGGCCUAAUCAGACUAGAGAAAAACGUCGAGAUAAACUCUUACGUUAGGCCAGCUUGUAUUCAUCACACGCCGAAGAUUCUCGAACAUUCUAAGGUGAUAGCUACCGGUUGGGGAGCGACCGCGUGGGCCGGUGACGGAAGCAGCCAGCUCCUCAAAGUCACCUUGGAGACGUUUAGCCAUCAGCGAUGCAACGCAACUUACAAGAGGACCUUCUCCGGGAGGCUAAAGUCUGGAAUUCUCGAUGAUUUGAUGAUAUGCGCGGGCUCCGAGAAUGACAUCAAAGAUACUUGCCAGGGUGAUUCUGGUGGACCUCUUCAAAUAUACCACGAGGGCGAUAGAGACAUAAGGUGCAUGUACGACGUUGUGGGAAUCACAUCUUUCGGAAUCGGUUGUGGCUUGUCCACCAACAUACCCGGAGUGUACACUCGCGUGUCGAACUACGUCCAGUGGAUAGAAGACAUCGUGUGGCCGGCCAAUGAGACUACAUUGGAACCUCGUUAAUCUAUGUUCAGUUGUGAUUAGUUGGAGCAAUAAACAUCGUCAGUAUUCGCUUUGGUAUUAAUUAAACAACUUGCA